AUGUCAGGUGGCUCAAGUUCUCACAGCUCCUAUGCCGGAACAUCGAUCUACUCGAGCAGUAAUGGAACCGGUCUUCAAGUUUCCUCUACAGCCUCAGGGACAGAUAGCACAGCCAUUCUGAAUGACUUUCCCCUUAACGGAGCCCAAAUUGAUGGCUUCGGACACGACAACAUGAUGAUGAACCAUAUAAUAGCCGAAUUGACCCAUCUAACACGCGAAGACCCCGACGAGGAAGACUCCACUAGCACUGGCGAGAAUGCCACUCCUCAGAUCACUGUCGUUCGACCGGCAUCGCACUCCAAGUCUGUCGAGGGUCAAGACAGAAACGCCAUUAUUGGGUUGUGGAAAGGAAGCCCCAUCCACUUACUGAACUCAAGUGUCGCUUCGCAACUGCUCAACUUGAGCCUUGGAGAAGUAUAUAAUUCGAUGAUGUUGGGCAUCACAACAAGAUAUCUAGACUAUAACUGUAACCUAUUUGCUUGCAGUUCUUACAAAUACGUAUUUGAGUCAGAGGACCUCGGCCAACCUUCAGCACUCUCAAGCGAGCAUGUCUCAAUGUCAUCUGACCCAGCAGCUAAAAGUACAGCUAAUACGAGACGGAGUUCAACCUUCCUUCCACUAUGGAGGAAAUCAAAUCACAAUUUUCGACCUGAUACUCUCUACAAUCAUACUCUCUCGACCAAGCAGGUCGCCACUCAAACGAGCCGGGUGACCAUGAUUGGUGUUGCUAGAUUCUUGGACAACUUUGGGCCAUUAUAUGGAAACUCUGUCGAGCAGGAAAUACGGAAGCAGGAUGAGCUCGCUUUGACAGCAGUUCUCCAGGCAUUUGCACUACAGUUUGCCCCCUCCGACCCUCGCAGUUGCCCACUCGAAUCAAAGGUAGCUAGGCCACAGAAUGCAGUGUUCGGCUCGAGAGUCAAGGAACAAACGACAAACAGUACACAGGUUUUUACAGCAGCCUGGCACCAUGCCUACCUGAAUCUUCUGAGCACCAAAGACAACCGGUCUUUUGUUCACAUAUACGCAGUAUUCCUGUUUCAGAUGACCGUGGUUCCGUCGGAAAGCCUCGUGUCGAAGGACGUAAAGAGAAGUCCUCUUGAUCUUUUGGAUGUUGCAUUAUCUCAGAUGGAAGAGCUGCGACAGUUAGUUCAGGCUUACUACAGCGACCUUGGGGCUGGAUCACUCUAUCGAUUUUUGCUUGAUUCUUCACUGACCAUUUUUCGAUGGUACAGUCUCGUACGGGACAGCAUAGCUUCAAUCCUCCACGAGAGACCUUGCUACAUGGAAGAUCCUCCUUUCAUUGUGAGAGAUUCUACUCAACGACUCGCCCAGAACAUAACAGAACAGUGGCAGCAGCCAUCCACUUUUGAGCAGGACGUUGCCAAAAAUUGUCAAAAUGCUGCUGGAGAUUUAUUUCACAUAUUCAGACAGUUAACACACCUCAAACAGUUUAUUUCCACGAUAAAUGCUCCCACUGACCAUGCUCGUAUGAUCCUCUUAGGUCGGAUAGAGUCCGCAAUCAAUCUUACUGAAGGGUUUGAUACGAUCUACCAACCAUGGCUACAGCAGUGUAUUAUCAUGUUCUAUCGAUUUUCUGACAGAAUAAAGCUAUCUACAGCCUUCCUCCACCUGUUCUGGAAUUUAUCCCACCUCUGCCUUGUUGAGCAAAUACACUAUGCCUCUCAUCUUUUCGAGCCUGGCUCCUGCGAGGGACUAAUUUCCACCGCAGAUAGAUUGCAAGAAGCAGCGGUCACCUCAGUUCUCGCUAUAGCACGUCGAAUCGUCGACGUAUCCGCCAGGGGAGAAUUUAAGCUCAUCAAUAGCGUCCAAGCAAAGCUUCAACUGGUCUCACAUCAUGCUAACACAAGACUUGUCGUGAUGGCCUUAGUGAAAGCAAUCGAGCACACAAUUGAUCUCAACCUGUCAAAGCACGCCGUCAGUGGUCGAAAGGAAGCCACAUCGACCCAACCAAAGUGGAUAUCAUCUAUCAAGCCCCUGCUGACAUGCCUAGUCAUGCUGGAUUCCACUGUUUCUGGUUCUUUCACUGCGAGGCCUGCAUUGCGAGGACUAAUGCUGAAGUAUGGAGAUAUUCUAAUGGACUGUUGGUCUUCGGAAGAUUCCGAGCACCCGCCUUGA
This is a messenger RNA of Exophiala aquamarina CBS 119918, 2136 nucleotides long. RefSeq lists its product as uncharacterized. The record is from RefSeq and is a predicted model, not a curated record. NCBI's taxonomy places the organism in Eukaryota, Fungi, Ascomycota, Eurotiomycetes, Chaetothyriales, Herpotrichiellaceae. The transcript is spliced from 3 exons. The coding region runs from base 1 to 2136 and encodes 711 amino acids.